This is a messenger RNA of Hippoglossus stenolepis (Pacific halibut), 2453 nucleotides long. Its product is annotated as arrestin domain-containing protein 3. Gene Ontology annotation, biological process: protein transport. Lineage: Eukaryota; Metazoa; Chordata; Actinopteri; Pleuronectiformes; Pleuronectidae. The record is from RefSeq and is a predicted model, not a curated record. The transcript has 6 exons. Gene Ontology annotation, cellular component: plasma membrane; cytoplasm. The coding region runs from base 149 to 1099 and encodes 316 amino acids.
UGAAUCUGUUUGUUUUUUUGGAAGCUGUCAGUGACACGGUCUGUAUCUCUGCUCACUGAAUUACUAAUAUACAUUCCUCCGGAUUGUCUCACUGCAGGGAAGCGUGCUUUUUUUUAACUUUAUAAAAAACUUAACUCGGGUUGUGACCAUGUUGGAAUCGACCGUCAAGAACUUCUGCAUCAAUUUCAACGUAGCGAGCGAGGGGAGGACAUUCCGCAGCGGGCAGCUGGUCUCAGGACACGUCUCCUUCGACCUGAGCAAGAAGACGAAGAUCACCGACAUAUCGAUGCGUCUGAAGGGACAGGCCCACAUCCACUGGUCCACUGGUGGAGGGAAGAAGAGGAGGAAGAGAAACUACAGUGCAAACGUCACCUACUUCGACCUGAAGAGCGUCAUCCUGCAGGAGAACUCAGCCAUUGGCGAGUCGGUGAAACUCCAGGCUGGCACGCACAUGUAUCCGUUUACAUGCCAGAUACCUCAGGGAGACUUCCCACCGAGCUUCAAGGGCGUUUGUGGAAAAAUAGAGUAUAUGUUAACCGUGAGCAUCCACAGACCCUGGCACAUGUCUAAGGACUUUGUGACUGAGUUAAACCUCAUAAACAGCAUCAAUACCAACCAGCCAGAGCUGAGGGCUCCUCUCUCAGGCUCCAACCAAAUGACUCUGUGCUGCCUGUGGUGUGCCUCACCUGCUAUCACAAUGACAGUCAGUGUGGAGAAGAAAGCCUUUACUCCUGGUGAAACUGUGAAAAUAAUUUGUGAAUUCAGUAACGGUUCAUCUCGAACAGCCACUCCGAAGGUGAAGCUGUUGCAGAAGCAGACCUUCUACACCCACGAAAGGGUCAACAGGAGGGUGUAUGACAAGAACUUGGCAUCAGGGUUCGGGCAGCCCAUCCACGCACAGACCUGCGACGUGCACACUGAGAUGAUGGUCUUGAUUCCUCAGUCUGCGUCACUUACCAUCUCUAACUGCAGCAUCCUGGUCGUUAGUUAUUCUAUUGAGGUGAGCGUGACAGUGUGCUCUGGCCCUGACCUCACCGUUCUGUUUCCCAUCAUCGUUUGUGAUACCCCUGUUCAUCCUCAACCCCCUCCUUAUGUGUGAGUUGAUUCAGAUGAAUCUAAUGAAAUGCCAACAUACUACAAUUCCUCACUCUGCCCUGUGACUGGGGAGCCUUUCAGUAUUUCUCAGGGUUUUCGUAUAGGGCUCACCACAACAGGGAAGACCUUUGCCUCUAAGCUUUUCAUUUUUUACUGCUGUUUGUGUAAAGAUAACCUUUGUGUGUUUUUGUAUGAUGUGUUACAUUUGCGAAAGUCUCUUAUGCUCAUUUUGACAAACUCCAGUUGCCAAUUCUAGUCUUCCCACGAUCAAAUUCUGUCUCUUCAAUUCAUUGUGAACUGUUUGAUGUUUUGCGUGUCUCUGUUCUGCUGCUGCAAAUUCUCCUUCUGCUUAAACUUGCUUCGUGCAUGUUUUCAGCAGGUGUUGUCAGGUCUUUAACACACUGUAUGUUGCCAAUGAAAAGUUUAAUUUUCUACUCUGUUUAUGAUUUACAUGCAUACAUGUAUUUCUUUUUAUUUCUGUGUCAUGCUAAUUGCAUUUGGCCCAUCUCUUCUUGGGAUUACAAGACACCAUUGAUUUGAACACAAGCAUCUUAUUAUGGCAUUACUAUUAGGGCCAUAUAAAGAAACCAAGUUUUUAGGAAUUAUUUGGCAAUUUCAUGAGAAAAUGUCAUACUGUUAGAAGAAUAAAGAAAAUACAGAUAUUUUCAGGAAAUAAGAGGCCAGGAGAACGUUGGCUCUCCAGAGUUCUGCUACUUCUGGAGGAAAAAUCUCCAACCAAUCAUAUCAUUUCUUGAUUUCUUUAAUUUCCUUGUCCACAAAAGAGGUAAUUCUCUCCAUGUGGCUCUUGCUUUGGAAUAGACACUUUUUUACAAAAUAACAAGAUGCCCUACAUUGCUCAUUUUAUCUCAGGCAACAGGCUGAUCUUCUGAUAUUCCUCAUCUAAAAUGACACAUAGUCUAAAAUGACAACUUUAUUCCCCUUAAUUUAUGACUUUAUUCAAGAAAUAUCUUUGUGUGGCCUUAAUAUUAUAUAUCAAUAUUAUAUCAAUAUUACAAUGUAAAACAGUAAUGUCAUUUUUAAAGUGAUAUACACCAAAGUGCUUUGUUUAUACAGCAAGUGACUCUUCAUAGUAUCACAUAUAAACCAAAGGUACAAAGCUUGCUUUGUGGAAACUGCCUGAAGCAUCUUACUGCCAUCAGACAAGAUAUUGUACAUUUAUCUCAGUAUUAGUGUGUAUAAAUGCAUGUAUGUGAUUAUUGCCAAUGUUUACAGGACAUGUAUUCGUUGUCAAUAUAAGAGUGAAUAGACUGAGGUAGGAGGGAACAUAUGUUAUAUGUUAUUGCUUUUUAAUCAAGAAGCUGAAUUGAUGUUAAUGUUAUAAAAAAAGUACAUUGGAA